This is a messenger RNA of Ictalurus furcatus (blue catfish), 2797 nucleotides long. RefSeq names its product natural killer cells antigen CD94. The record is from RefSeq and is a predicted model, not a curated record. Bases 123 to 815 code for a protein of 230 amino acids. The transcript is spliced from 6 exons. Lineage: Eukaryota; Metazoa; Chordata; Actinopteri; Siluriformes; Ictaluridae.
UGUGCAUAAUAUACUGUAUUAAAGAGAGAGAACAACAAGCUUCACUGCAGACGCAGCAAAACUCAACCACCCCGGUGUGAAGUUUACACAUUAAACCCGACUGAGCUCCAUUAAAUCCCAUCAUGUACAUCAAAUUCUGUAAUUUCGGACCCUAUGCGGAUGUGAAAGUGUCUGGGAAAGCGAAGGAUGAGUCGAACACAGAUGUUUACCAGAAAGUUCGUCUGUACAAGAGGAUUUCCGCUGUUUUCAUCAUCCUGACUUUGGUCUUACUGGCUGUGGUUCUUGCUCUGGCUAUGAAGUUAUAUGAAGUUCAGUCCAUCCAGAAGUAUCCAGAGAGACCUGAAGUUGAAGAACCUGAAGAAUUCAACUGUAGCCGCCAGUUAUGUCAGACCAUGUACCCCUCAACACAGGAUGUCCAAAAGCAUGUGUAUCAGUGCACUAUGUGUCCGAAGGGCUGGUUGAAGUUUGAGAACUCCUGCUACUUCAUAUCUAAAGAGCGUCUAACCUGGCAGGAGAGCAGGGAGGCGUGUCAGAAACAGGACGGAGACCUGGUUGUCAUCGACAACGAACGUGUGCAGAAACAUCUAACUCAGAAUGGGGGCAUGCUGUACUGGAUCGGGCUCCGUUACUCAGAAAAGCAGCAGUGGAUGUGGAUUAAUAAUACCGCACCCACCCAGAACUACUGGGCUCAUGGCCAGCCAGUGCCAGACUCUCAAGGCUCCUGUGCACUGCUAAGAGGACGGAUGUCACACAAGAACAACUGGAUUUCAAACCGCUGUGGAGUGUUGUCACAGUACAUCUGCCAGAGAGGUUAAAAGUGGAGAGUGAUCAACCAUAACCAUCACAUACAUCUGCUACAUUUGCCUUUAAUAUCAUCAUUUUACUCUUUUAUUUACUCUUUAACAAAUGCAGUUCAUAAGUAGUAGCAAAUACAGAAUCAGUACAUGAAACAAUCCUGUUCUGUGAUGCACAAUCAAGUAGACAUGCUAUGUAUUUUACUUGUAAAUUGUAAUGCUUUUAAUUGCACUGCUACAAAAUUAGUUUGCACUCAUUUCUAUAAAACCUUAUUUGCACUAAAAAGUUUGCAGAAUGCAUGAUAAAACUAAUAUUUAUAUAACUAAGUAGCAGCCUUUAAAAUAAGUAUUGAGAUGUCAAUGAGUAUAGAUGCCUUUACAGUGAUUCAGUUUAAAAUUCUACCAUCUUGUCUUCACUUUUGUAAUGCACUCUUCUUAGCCCACACAGUUUGUGUCGUGAUUUUUUUCAAAAUAAAGUAGUAUUCACUCAUUAAAAUAAUGAAAUGAUUAUAAGUUGUACAGAGUCAGUAUACUUCCAACACGUUUCAUCUCUUGAGCAUGUGAAUGCUCUAUGUUCCUUGUGUAUAAAAUGAGAAGGCUGUGGCGUGAAAUCUGCAAGCAAAGCACUUCAGUAUUUUGCAUGCUUUUCAUGUCUGCUGGGUCUUGGGCCUUGGUCGUUUCUCUCACUUCCCUCUUUCUUGUCCGAGUCAUCAUAUUUUGUGAACACAACAUACUGUCUGAUCUUCUGCAUAAACUGGUCAUUGCAUCCUCCACUCUGAAAUAAAUAUAGUGUUAAAUGAUAAGUGUUAAAACUAUGAUUAUGAUUUAUAUCGUAAUAUCAUGUAUCAUGAUUGUGAUCAGUUUGGUCAUGAUCAUAAUAUUAUUGGCCAUCAUGCUUGUGUUCCUUAUCAGAGAUACCAGCGGUCUCCCAGGCCAUAGUGCAAACCACACAUAGCCAGCCUUGGUUACAAACACCGCAGCGGCUGAUGGUCCAGCAUCAGAGUGGUGGCUACCACCUACACAGAUCCCAGUAAACUAAACAAUCAUCCAACAUGACACAGUGAACUACACUAUUGGUCCAAAGUUUAGACACACUCAUUCUUUCUUUAUUUAUUUAUGAAUAAUAAAGUCAUCAAAACUCUGGAGUAACAUAAGUGAAAUCCACAAUAAAUCAAAAAUAAUUUAGUAUUUCAGCAUCUUCAAAGUAGACCCCCUUUUUGCCUAGAAUUUCCGGAAAUGUAUUCUUGGCAUUUUCUCAACCGAUUUCUUGUGGAAUCUCCCUGAGAUGCUUUAUAAACAGUAUUGAAGCAGUUCCCACCAACACUGGACACUUAUUGGCUGCUUUUUGGAAUAUUUCGCUCCAAGUCAUCCAUUUAAAAAAAUAUUUUUUGCAAAUAAAAUGUUAGUUUUCUAAUGAAAGGAAUACAUAUGUAUGUUGGCACAAUUAUUUUUGUCUAUAACACCGAUUUCAAACAUUUAAUCAUACACCUUCAGAUAAUGAGAAACAUUUCAGUCAAGUGUUACAACACACUAGUUGUGGGAUGGGAAGUUUUUUGUGUGCUGUGCCAUAUUUUGUGUGCAGGUCCGAACUCCCGCCCAGAGUUCCAGCCUGCCCUAGCCUGCUCUGCUCCCGCCUCCCAGGAUGACAUCACUGAGCGGCGGCCACUGAAGAGGAAGAAGAGUGAGGAUGGUGAAGAGUAGGAGAUUGUUUGGUUUGUGUUGUUCGCCCUUUCUAUAUUCACAAUUCUAUAUUCUGACUGCUGUUUUGGGUUUUGACUCUUGCCUGAGGAUGGACUGUGAUUUUGAUUGUUCCUGUAUCUGGUUGUGUAUACUCUUGACCAAUGUAUACACGUUCACUUGGUUCACUGGCGGUAGGGGUGUGGCUGCCAUUUCUUUUGGGAGAGGGUCCUUUUGUCUCUGUUUGUGGCUUAGGGAGUUAGGGAAGUAUUUGUAUUUUCUUUGUUAUUUUCUUUUUAGGUAAGCUAGCUACAUAACAAUAGAAU